AUGGACGCCCCCGAGGACUUCGUCGGCCAGCUCCGGCCCUACCAGCAGCUGGGCUACUCGUGGCUGGCCUUCCUCAGGGACUGGGGGCUGGGAGCCUGCCUGGCCGACGACAUGGGCCUGGGCAAGACCGUCCAGACGCUGGCCGCCCUGCAACUGGACCGCCAGCAGGGCAACGACCGGCCCAACCUGCUGGUCUGCCCAACGUCCGUGAUCAACAACUGGCAGCGGGAGGCUGCCAGGUUCACGCCGGACCUGGCCGUGCUGCUGCACCACGGCUCGAACCGCCAUCGUGGAGCUGCCUUCCGUAGUCAGGCUGACGACCACCAUCUGGUCGUCACCAGCUACGGUACCAUGCACCGGGACCGGGACCUGCUCGGCACCGUACCCUGGCGGGCGGCCAUCCUGGAUGAGGCCCAGAACAUCAAGAACCCAGCGUCCCAGCAGGCCCGCACCGCCCAGGGACUCCCGGCCGAUUACCGGAUAGCCCUCACCGGAACGCCGGUGGAGAACCACGUCGGCGACCUCUGGUCCAUCAUGCAGUUCCUGAACCCCGGCCUCCUGGGUUCCCAGGCCGAGUUCAAGCGCAACUACUUCCUACCCAUCCAGACCGACCGGGACGGAGCAGCGGCGGCUCGCCUGCAGAAGGCCACCGGACCCUUCAUCCUGCGCCGCCUCAAGACCGACCGGUCCAUCAUCGACGACCUGCCCGACAAGAACGAGACCAAGCAGUACUGCAGCCUGACCAGGGAGCAGGCAACGCUCUACCAGGCCGUGCUGCGCGAGGCGGAGACCCGGCUGGAAUCCGCAGAGGGCAUCAAGCGCCGGGGGUCGAUCCUGGACACCCUGACCAAGCUCAAGCAGGCCUGCAACCACCCCCGCCAGCUGCUGGGCGACAACUCCGCCAUCACCGGCCGCUCCGGCAAGCUGGCCCGCCUGCAGGAAAUCCUCGAUGAGGUACUGUCCCGCCGGGGACCGGGUGCUGGUGUUCAGCCAGUUCGCCGAGAUGGGAGCCAUUCUGCAACAACACGUGCAGGAGACCCACGGCCUGGAAACCCCUUUCCUGCACGGCGGUGUCACCCGGAAACAGCGAGACCUCAUGGUGCAACGCUUCCAGGAAGACCCCGACGGCCCGCAGGUCUUCGUCCUGUCCCUCAAGGCCGGGGGCUCCGGCCUCAACCUGCCCCGGGCCAACCACGUGAUCCACUACGACCGGUGGUGGAACCCCGCCGUGGAAAACCAGGCCACCGACCGGGCCUUCCGCAUCGGCCAGACCAGGGACGUCCACGUCCACAAGCUGAUCUGCGCCGGCACUCUGGAGGACCGCAUCGACCUCAUGAUCGAAAUCAAGCAGGAGACCGCCGACCAGGUGGUGGGAACCACCUCGGAGCGGUGGCUCACCGAGCUCUCCAACGCCGAACUCCGGGACGUGCUGGCCCUCAGCGCGAACCCGGCGGACUGACACCCGGUGGAAUCAUGGAAAGCAACCUGAUCUCCUCCUCAACGCAGGAACGAUGA
Messenger RNA from Geodia barretti, 1515 nucleotides. NCBI's taxonomy places the organism in Eukaryota, Metazoa, Porifera, Demospongiae, Tetractinellida, Geodiidae. The record is from the annotation of a GenBank genome assembly.